UUCGACCUCAUAGACUUCAGACGCAGGGAAAAACCGCCAUACGCUAUUCUUUCACACACGUGGGAGGAAGAUAACAACGAAGAGGUCACAUUUUCCGAUGUGAUGGAUGGAACUGGCCAAGAAAAGAUAGGUUAUCGAAAACUCCGCUUCUGCGGUGAUCAGGCUGCUCGGGACAGAUUGGAAUACUUCUGGGUUGAUACCUGCUGCAUUGAUAAGUCGAACAGCUCUGAGCAUACAGAAGCGAUUAUUCUCAUGUUCCAAUGGUAUCAGAAAGCAGCAGUCUGCUAUGCGUAUUUGUCCAACGUAUCUUCCGAGGAAAAAAACAGUGCUCAUAGCAAGGAAUGGGAAUUGCAAUUCAAAAGCAGCAGAUGGUUCAAUCGUGGUUGGACGCUCCAAGAGCUCAUUGCCCCGGAUAUAGUUCAGUUCUUUUCAAAAGAGUGGGCUUUACUAGGAGAUAAGCAUACGCUGGUGCAAGAGGUCUCUGACGCGACGGGGAUCAGCAUUGAGGCUCUCCAAACGAAGCAUAUUUUCCAGCUCAGCAUGCAAGAACGGAUAUCGUGGACGAAGCAUCGAAACACAACGCGACCUGAAGACCUCGCCUAUUCAUUGCAAGGUAUCCUCGAUGUUCAGAUGUUACCCAACUACGGCGAGGGGCGAGAAAAGGCCAUGCUUCGACUUCAGGAGGAGUUC
Molecule: messenger RNA, 690 nt
Organism: Macroventuria anomochaeta
Lineage: Eukaryota; Fungi; Ascomycota; Dothideomycetes; Pleosporales; Didymellaceae
Exons: 1
Source: RefSeq, a predicted model, not a curated record